AUGCGACGAUGGUUUUCCAAAUUGGGUCCAACUUCUCUGACUAGCAGCACAUCACGGACCACAUCAUUUACUCCAGAAUCUCCUGAAUCGACAUCCGUGGAGCAGCUUGCCGAUUCAUCAAUUCCUUCGCCACCAGCACCGUUCAUCAUCUCGAAGCCAGAUAUCCACUGGAAUGUCGAUUUCGCGUCAGAUCCUUGUUCAUGGGAAACCUGUUUCGAUAGACAUUGGGAAGCAGCCGAAAAAUUGCUGGAAAAUGACGAGGAAAUUGAUUACGAAAAAGUAUUAACUAUAUUUCAACACUUGAAUUGCACAGUGCAGUUAUUAAUGAUGGAAGCAAACGCCCAGCCGGAAUCUGCUAUUGGCCCUAUAUUGGAUCGUCACUUUACUCACCAAAUUAUGGAACGAGUAGUUGACUGGGCAAUUACAACUCCACAUUUUUUGGCACCAACAUGUCAGGUUAAUCUGAUUCGUCUUUAUGAAAUCGUUGUUGGAGAAAGUCAUACACAGAAUCACUGCUUGUUGGUGCAUAAACCGAUUCUACUCCCGUUGCUGAAAUUACUGGAUUGGUGUAAAAAAAGUGCAGAAAAAAGGAAUUUUACUCCAUCUAACACAGAUAGACAUUUCGUUUUACUUUUAAAUCAGAUCUGCGCAAAACUGGCAGAAGAUGCGACAUUGCUGCAUUUCUUUUUUGAUUUUGACAAUGAUUGUGAUGAGCAGUUUUUAGUGUUCAGUUUGCUAACCCCAUAUCUUUAUGAUUUCGGUGAAGUUGGACAAUUGGCUCGCGAUGCAUUACUUUUGAUACUUUCUGCUUCGCGACGACUAAAGCGCAUUGCUGCAUUUAUUGCUGUUAAGUCGAACUUUUGUCCAGUGGUUGCAACGGGUCUUUCGGGUUGCUUUUCUCAAUUAUCACGCUCAGUUGGUUCAAUGUUAUAUAUAAGUGAUGACUGGCAUAAAAUAAAUGCCGAUGACAUCGAUUCUUAUUCCAGCUUAUUGGAUUUCCAUUCGUCAUUAAUUUUCUGUAAUGCUGUUAUACAGGUUGCUCACAACUAUGUUGUAUCACAAGUCAUUACGUAUGUUUAUCACGGGUUUUUGCUUCCUGUCAUUCUACCUUCAUUGUUGCAGGGUGGGCAGGAUGAGCUUAUCUCAUCAACAGCCUAUUAUCAUCUUUGUUUGGAUAGUGUCACUGAAACAGCACUUAUACAAACAUUAGUAAAAUUACUUCUUAUUGAAAGCUGUGAAGGCAACAAGAAGGUGCUUGAUGUUAUCGUGGAAAGGAUAUCUGCAGGAAAUCGGCUCAGCCAAGUUAGUUUAUCGUUGGUGAGAACGCUGAUUGAUUUACGAUGCGAAGACAUCAUGUUCGAUCUCGUUUUCAAAUACCUUAUGCCUUGCACGUUUUUACAACCUAACCAAACGCUUCAUUUAAAGAAUCAGAAGUAUGUAAGGACGGCUGCUCAAACUUUACUGACAUUUAUUCCUGAAUGUACAUAUAAAUCUUCAGCACUAUGUUCCCAAGAAACUCUUCAUAUUUAUCUCACUGAAUGUCGAAAUUAUGUGCAGCAAACAGCAGAUGCCUGUUUUGAAAAAUGGGUUUGGAGUUACGAUGGUCGCAUUCCUUCGUUGCUUAUGCCAAAGUUAAGUUCAGAUGAUGAAAGCACUACUAAUUAUAAUGGAACAUUUGUUGGACACUCUUCAGUGCGUUCAUCAAUGGCUUCAGCACGAAAUGGUUUGAAUCGGUACUUCGUGAGCCGAACUGCUCACAUUACUGCUGAAAGCUUACGCCAGCAUACUCCAUUACCAGAACUUGGAGAACAAGAAUCGUCAUCAAGAAGCAGCUUUCCAUAUGAUAUUGCAGAUUCUUCACUAGUUCUGGAUGAUGAAGAUGAUGAAUUGAUUAUACCACCUUUAACACCCAAAUCGCUUGUGAUGAUGACUUCAUCGAGUGAUUAUUUUCAAUUUGCAUAUGGAGAAUUAUCGGAAACUGAUGCAGAAGCGAUUAAUCCCAACACGAUCGGCAUGAGUGACGCACCAUCACAAGCAGUUUUAGACAAAGGAAGUUUAGCAAGCACAAAUGCACAUUGUGAUACUGAUAUUGAAAUGGCACGAUCGUUUGUUCUGAGAGGUUGGGGAAGAAUUGAGGAUAUGGAAACUUUUAUGGCGUUGAUGGAUAGAGUGCCAGCAUCGAGAAUAAAGCAUUCCUUGGAAGAAAAUUUAGCUUUGAUUGAUUCACGAAUUCAGUAUCUUGAGGAGUUGAAAGCUGAGACUAAACCAUUAGAAUCGGAAAGUGAUGGAUUUAAAAAUGAUACAAAUAACAACAAUGAUGAUGACUACCCCGUGCCAUUGGGGCAGCCGAUCGAAUGUUUUGAUAAUCAAGGUGUCGGACCUUUUCUGGAAUCUAUACUACGUUCCUUGGAGAAUAUGCUGGAUAAUUCGUUACAUGUAACAUUGCAAACAACAUCGGUAUUAGCGGCACUUGCGUCAUAUCCUCAGCCACUUAUUGCUCAUUAUCUAUUUGAUCAACGCAUGCUUUUGCAACCUAAUGUGAAAAAUUUGUUUAAGGUUAUGGAUUCAUUAAAAACGCGAAUUGAUGCAUAUGCAUCGUCACUUGAUGGUUUUGAUGUUUUGCUGGAACGAGGAAUCAAAUUUCUACGGUCAAGAGCUGAUCGCUAUGAGAAAGCCAUGGAAAAUAAUCGGCAGUAUAUGUUGCAUUUGCGAUCUUCCGGUGAUUCGCUUUCACGAAAUGGCAAUACAAAAGGGACAAAUUCGUCGAGAGGUUUAUUAAAUCGCAGUAAACGCCAGCAUUCUACUAACGGUUCUGCUCAUCCACAUGAAUUUCGUAUUUACACACACAAAGCAAUGGAAAGUCGUGAUGUAACAUUGGACCAUGCUCGAGCAAAGCAAUUUGUUUUCGCGGCCAUCAUACUGUCACAGUUUUGUCAGGAAUUAGCUGCUACAGUAUUGCAACAUUCUACUGUUGUUCCGCGGCCAAAAGGUACUCGUGACUCUCCACUUUAG
Acanthocheilonema viteae is the source of this 3012-nucleotide messenger RNA. NCBI's taxonomy places the organism in Eukaryota, Metazoa, Nematoda, Chromadorea, Rhabditida, Onchocercidae. The record is from the annotation of a GenBank genome assembly.